AUGGCUUACACCUUGCCUACUGAAGCAGCUGCCUUCGUUGAAGGAGGAGAUGGGUAUGAUUUGGAUCAUGUCUUUACGAAGGUGUUUGAUGGCACCACCUGCACCUAUGACGAUUUGAUUUUUAUGCCGGGUUUCAUCAACUUCCCUACAGAUCAGGUGGACUUGACAACCCGCUUCUCCAGAAACAUUCACUUGAAGAUUCCUAUGGUGAGUUCGUGCAUGGACACUGUGACGGAGCACAGCAUGGCGAUCUCCAUGGCCCAGCACGGAGGCUUGGGUGUAGUCCAUCACAACUGCAGUAUUUUGGAGCAGGCUCAUGAGGUGGGUCUGGUGAAGAAGUACCGCAACGGUAUCAUCCUGGAGCCCACGAUCCUGAAGCCCGACGACACGGUGGCGGACAUGAAGGCUAUCAAGGCCGAGUACGGAUUCUCUGGCUUCCCCAUCACCGAGCACGGCCGUCUCGGCGAGAAGCUCCUCGGUAUCGUGACGAACCGCGACGUGGAUCUGGUGACCGACCUGAACACGCCGAUCCGCGACGUGAUGACCACGGAGAACCUGCAGACCGUGUCGGUGCAGACCGCCGACGAGGAGGCCAAGGAGAUUCUCCGCAAGGCCAAGGUGGGCAAGCUCCCCGUGGUGGACGCGGAGGGCAACAUCGUGGCUCUGAUGUCCCGCACGGACUUGCUGAAGCACCAGAAGUACCCCGACGCCACCAUCGAUAAGAACGGUCGUCUGGUGUGCGCGGCGUCGAUCGGCACGCGCCCCAACGACAAGGAUCGCGCCAAGGCGCUGAUCGAGGCCGGCGUGGACGUGCUGGUGGUGGACUCCUCGCAGGGAGACUCGUGCUACCAGCUGGAGAUGAUCCGCUGGCUCAAGACCAACUACCCGCAGAUCGAUGUGGUCGGCGGAAACGUGGUCACUUGCCGCCAGGCGAAGCACCUGAUCGAUGCGGGCGUGGACGGCAUCCGCAUCGGAAUGGGCGUGGGCUCGAUCUGCACGACGCAGGAAGUGUGCGCGGUGGGCCGCGGCCAGGGCUCGGCCGUGUACUUCGUGGCGAAGUACUGCCGCCAGUUCGAUAUCCCGGUGAUCGCCGACGGAGGCAUCGGCAACGUGGGUCACAUCACGAAGGCGCUGUGCCUGGGCGCGUCGACGGUGAUGAUGGGCUCGAUGCUGGCCGGAACGGAGGAGGCGCCCGGCAAGUACUUCUACCGCGAUGGAGUGCGGCUGAAGAAGUACCGCGGCAUGGGCUCGCUGGAGGCCAUGGAGCACGGAUCCUCGCAGAGAUACUUCACGAGCUCGCACGCGUCGAUGCGCGUGGCUCAGGGAGUGGUGGGCAGCGUGGUCGAUAAGGGCUCGCUGCGCCAGUAUCUGCCCUAUCUGGUCCAGGGAGUGCGCCACGGAUUCCAGGACCUGGGCAUUAAGAACCUGAAGGAGAUGACCGAGAUGAGAGAGAAUGGAAGUUUACGUUGCGAAGUUCGCUCCUCCAGCGCACAGAUCGAGGGAGGAAUUCAUAAUUUACACAGCUACGAAAAGAGACUUUUCUAAUUGUUUGACUGCAGA
Molecule: messenger RNA, 1560 nt
Organism: Blastocystis hominis
Lineage: Eukaryota; Bigyra; Opalinata; Blastocystidae
Exons: 2
Coding region: 1-1545 (514 amino acids)
Biological process (GO): GTP biosynthetic process
Cellular component (GO): cytoplasm
Molecular function (GO): IMP dehydrogenase activity
Source: RefSeq, a predicted model, not a curated record